GCCUUCCCAGCAGAAAGUCAUGACGACGACGGUAUCUUGGAUUCAGUGAGUGCUCGAGAGUGCUGGCACUUACAAGCCUAGUCGUCAGCCAUUCGCUUAUCCCAGCUCGUAACAGGGGCUUGAUGACGACUUUUCAGACUAUGCGGAGGAGCUCGCGAGCGAUACCACGUCAUUGCAUUCCGAAAUAACAUCGUAUCGCUAUGAGAAUGGACGACGAUACCAUGCCUACAAGGACGGAGCUUAUUGGGCCCCGAAUGAUGAUAAACAGAAUACACAGCUAGAUAUCGCCCACCACAUGUUUACAUUAUUGCUAGAUGGCAGGUUACAUUUAGCGCCCACCGGGAAUAGCAUUCAGAGAGCACUUGACAUUGGCACCGGUACUGGUAUUUGGGCCAUUGAUUUCGCGGAUGAACAUCCCUCUGCCGAAGUCAUCGGUACGGAUCUGUCGCCCAUUCAGCCGAGCUUCAUCCCCCCUAACUUGCAAUUCGUGAUUGAUGAUGCGUCAGAGGAUUGGAUCUAUCCUGCGGACUACUUCGAUCUGAUUCACACCCGUACUUUGUACGGAGCAAUUGCGGACUGGCCACAAUUCUACCGCAAAGCCCUUAGACAUCUGCGUCCUGGAGGAUGGUUCGAUCAACUCGAGAUGUCCAUACAAUUCCGAUCAGACGACGAGACAUUAACGGAGGACCAUGUGUUGUCGAUCUGGUCGAAGACGUUCAUCGAGGCCGGUGAGAACCUAGGGAAGACUUUCCGCAUUGCUGAGCUAGCGGCUGGCUAUAUGCGAGAUGCAGGCUUUCAGAAUGUUGUUGAGCACCGGUACAAGUUGCCGGUGGGUCCGUGGAGCAGAGACAAAAAGCUGAAGAGUCUCGGGAUGUGGAAUCUGCUUCAUUGCGAGCAUGGCAUUGAGGGCUGGGCUAUGGCGUUGCUUACGCGGGUAAUGAAGUGGACCUUCGCAGAAGUACAGGUUUUCUUGGCUCAAAUGCGCAAAGGCCUGCGGGAUCCAAAUGUUCAUGCUUACUUUGAAGUCGUCGUAGUUUAUGGUCAGAAGCCUAUACACAUUGUUUAGCUCAGAGGUUCAAUGCAUGUGCAAUGCACCGUGAACUCCAAGGUGGUAAUACCCAGACAUGGAUCGACUUGGAAGCGUUUUAAUUGGGUCUGAUAUCUGUACAGCUGCUGGUUUCAGGAACCGGGAAAGUACUGGGGACAUCAGGGCACUGUCGAACUUUUGGUUCCCGAAAGACGAACCGCAUACUAUACAAUAAGUACAC
Aspergillus aculeatus ATCC 16872 is the source of this 1268-nucleotide messenger RNA. RefSeq names its product class I SAM-dependent methyltransferase. Lineage: Eukaryota; Fungi; Ascomycota; Eurotiomycetes; Eurotiales; Aspergillaceae. Gene Ontology annotation, molecular function: methyltransferase activity. Bases 296 to 1066 code for a protein of 256 amino acids. The record is from RefSeq and is a predicted model, not a curated record. The transcript is spliced from 9 exons.